Funneliformis mosseae is the source of this 157-nucleotide messenger RNA. The record is from the annotation of a GenBank genome assembly. Lineage: Eukaryota; Fungi; Glomeromycota; Glomeromycetes; Glomerales; Glomeraceae.
UGAUUCUAGUAGUGAUAAUGAAACAAAAAUGACAUAUUUUACAAACUAUUUUGGUGUAUCAACAGUCAUUUAUUCAACAGUACCUAUAGAAUAUCCUGCAACAUCUUCUGAAGUGUUGCAACAGUUUUUAGUAUACAAGGAUGGAAAGACCAUAUGA